ACGAUGCCGAAGAGUCGACAAAGUGUAGAUUGAUCCACCCGGACAAAGGCCAUGAUAUUAGAAAGACCGACGUUGAGAUUAAGCUCGCUCCCAAGAUUACGUCGAUCAGCUUUCUCCGUCCGAGCUCGGAGGGUCCCUCCACCAAAGCCGUCCCGCUUCACUCUUCCUAAACCACUUCCUACACCAAUAUCAAGCUUCAAAUCCUGCAUUCAUUCAUUCUACACAACAUCCACCACAUCCACAAUGGCUGCAUCAAAUACCUACAAGCUCAUCUGCUUAGAGAAUCCUCUCCUUGACAUUCAGGCCAAAGGAGAUGAUGCACUCCUCGCCAAGUACGGCCUGAACGCCAAUGAUGCUAUCCUCGCCGAGGAGAAACAUCUCCCCCUCUACGACGAUCUCCUCCAGAACUACGAAGCCAAAUUGAUCGCUGGAGGCGCCGCCCAGAACUCUGCCCGCGGAGCUCAGUACCUCCUCCCCGACAACAGCGUCGUCUACAUUGGCAGCGUCGGCCAAGACAAAUACGCCGACAUCCUCAAGGCCGAAUCCGAGAAGGCCGGCGUCCGCGUCGAAUACCAUGUCGACGAGGCCACCCCCACCGGCCGCUGUGGCGUCGUCAUCCGCGGCCACGACCGCAGCCUGUGCACCGACCUCGCCGCCGCGAACCUGUACAAGCUCGACCACCUGAAAAAGCCGGAGAUCUGGAGCCUCGUGCAGCAGGCCGAGUACUACUUCGUGGGGGGGUACCAUCUGACCGUGUGCGUCCCCGCGGCCCUCGCCCUCGCCGAAGAAGCCGCCGCGAAUAACAAGAUCUUUGCGCUAUCGCUCUCCGCACCGUUCAUCCCGCAGUUCUUCAAGGAGCCGCUCGACCAGACCGCGCCUUACUGGGACGUGGUGGUGGGCAACGAGACGGAGGCGCGGGCCUAUGCGACGGCCCAUGAGUGGGGCACAGAAGACCUGAAGGAGAUCGCGAAGCGGUUGGCGGCGCUGCCGAAGAAGAAUGAGAAGCGGGACAGGACGGUGGUGAUUACGCAUGGGACGGAGCCGACGAUCGUGGCGGUGGGAGGGCCGGGCAAGGAGGCGACGUUGAAGGAGUAUCCGGUGCAUGUGGUUGGCAAGGAGGAGAUUGUCGACACGAAUGGCGCGGGUGACGCCUUCGCCGGGGGAUUCCUCGCUGGUCUUGUCCAGGGAAAGCCCGUUGACGCCUGCAUUGACCUGGGCCAAUGGCUCGCGAAGCUCAGUCUGCAGGAACUGGGUCCGUCGUACCCAUACCCCAAGCAGGCCUACCCCGGCUUGUAAGCCUGCACUUUCAUCAUUAUGGCGUUCUAAGGGUCGCGGUUCAACAAAAUAUUGGAAUGCAGCCAUAGAAGGCUAGGGUUUUCGGGGGGAUUUAGAGCCAGGGCACGCAUUCAACAUUUGCGUGCCAGCAAAGACGGCUUGUGAUAAGACGGAAAAGGAACAGUGCAUAUUCGGCCACAUGAGGGACGGGUUGCACGAUAAUGUAUUUGACUACCUUGACGAGAAAAGUAGAG
Eremomyces bilateralis CBS 781.70 is the source of this 1529-nucleotide messenger RNA. Its product is annotated as adenosine kinase-like protein. The transcript is spliced from 4 exons. Gene Ontology annotation, biological process: purine ribonucleoside salvage. The record is from RefSeq and is a predicted model, not a curated record. The coding region runs from base 244 to 1296 and encodes 350 amino acids. Gene Ontology annotation, molecular function: adenosine kinase activity. Lineage: Eukaryota; Fungi; Ascomycota; Dothideomycetes; Eremomycetales; Eremomycetaceae. Gene Ontology annotation, cellular component: nucleus; cytosol.